Messenger RNA from Guyanagaster necrorhizus, 519 nucleotides. RefSeq lists its product as uncharacterized. Lineage: Eukaryota; Fungi; Basidiomycota; Agaricomycetes; Agaricales; Physalacriaceae. Bases 1 to 519 code for a protein of 172 amino acids. The record is from RefSeq and is a predicted model, not a curated record. The transcript is spliced from 2 exons.
AUGAUACAGCCAAGAGAGGAUGUGAGAUCCUACGCCCUGUCUGCCGCUUCCCUCCUCAAGGAGGAAGGGAAUGAUGAGGCCACAGAGGAGGAGGAAACUGAAAGCAGUGAUCCACCCUGCCCUAGAGGGAUCAUGAGACUAGGGAUAGUAGAAACGACAGACAAAGAAGAACUGAAACAGGAGAUAGUGAAGGCCAGAAUGCAGGAGUACCAGGAGUACUAUUACCGAGGGACUGGAAGGGGAGCUCACCUUCUCAGAGGACAGCCACUCUCUGAUGAAGCCGAAACAAGUGGAACAGAGAAGGAACUGGUCCAAGAUGACCCAGAAGCCAUCCAGCUUGGGUUCACCAUACAGAAUGGGGUCAUUGUCAAAAGAACCAAACAACCUUCUGAAAGCCCAGUCACAGACGAUGGCUCUCUUCAUUCAUUCUCUGGACCACCCAACAAGUGGCACCACCCCCCUUUCGAUGAGUAUCCCAACCCAAUGGAAGCCUUGCCUUACAAUGCAGCCAUUCUUUAA